CCGAAAGAGAAAAACCUCUGAUCAUCAUCAAUGGCAGCAGAUCAGCUUGAGAACCCAAAGGUGAUGACAAGUCUCAUCACAUUUCUCUCUUCUCUGCUCCAAAGGGUGUCCGAAUCAAACGACAUAAACUGCCAAUUCCAGCCCCAGAAAAUCUCAGUCUUCCAUGGCUUAACUCGACCGACCAUUUCGAUUCAGAGCUAUUUAGAGAGGAUUUUCAAGUACGCCAAUUGUAGUCCGUCUUGUUACGUCGUUGCUUAUGUUUACUUGGACCGGUUUGCACAGAGACAACCCUCCUUGCCCAUCAACUCCUUAAACGUUCAUCGCUUGCUCAUCACCAGUGUCAUGGUGGCCGCAAAAUUCAUGGACGAUAUGUACUACAACAAUGCUUACUAUGCAAAAGUUGGAGGAAUCAACACAAGAGAAAUGAAUUUUCUUGAAGUGGAUUUCCUAUUUGGGUUGGGCUUCCACUUGAAUGUGAGCCCCACCACAUUCCAAACUUACUGUUGUUAUCUGCAAAGAGAGAUGCUCCUUAUGCAACCACCACUAGAUCAUGCUGCAGCAGAUUCUUCCCUCAGCUUUGGAAAAUCGCUCAACCUCCACUUGUGCUUCAGCGACGAAGAAUCCUCCCGUCAAAAGCGGCAACAACAGCAACUGGCUGUUUAAUUAAUUUAAUUUACAAAAUACAAAGCCCUUCUUGAAAAUUAAGCCCAAUAUUGUUUUCAACACUUUGAUAACUAGGCUUAAUUUAGAGGUACAUCAAGUGGAUCACUCUCCUUUUCUUCUUCUUUUCUUCUUGUUGUUGUUGGCGGCUUAGUGAACUAAACUUUUCGUCUGUGUAAUAUCAUUUUAAGAGUGUCACGCAACGUUCUUACAAUAUGGUACAUGUGCCUUUUUUCAUCUUUUGAAUUAUUGGGUCCAAAAAGAUAAAUAUUU
Molecule: messenger RNA, 933 nt
Organism: Morus notabilis
Lineage: Eukaryota; Viridiplantae; Streptophyta; Magnoliopsida; Rosales; Moraceae
Product: cyclin-U4-1
Exons: 2
Coding region: 31-663 (210 amino acids)
Biological process (GO): regulation of cyclin-dependent protein serine/threonine kinase activity
Molecular function (GO): protein kinase binding
Source: RefSeq, a predicted model, not a curated record